UUUAUCCCACCCACUCAUGGAGAGAGGGUGGUUCAUUUACAUCAUGACCUAGUAGUUUUCAUUUUAAAAACGCCACUUCAACAAGACUGAAAGUUUUAUAAUAUUUUUUCACGGAUGUGAAGGGACCGUUGGUUGCAAAGACAGGAAGAGUGGAAUGGUGGGAAGAGGCACACGGGGGUGGUAAAAAAGUCCAGGCAGCUCUGUAGGGUGUACGGUCAGUGAGGCUCUCGGUCUGGGACCAGGCAGCACAUAGGAAACCUUCGCACACAUUGGGGUUCUGCUAUAUAUUUCGUAAACUCUGAUUAACAAUGAAACUCGUAUGUUUUCCCAUCCUUUCAUGGAUAUGUUUAUGUGCACUUUCCUCGCUGGUGAACUGUGGAGAUCAGCGUAUACCGGAGGAUAAACUUUUAGUUUUGACUGUUGCAACCAAAGAGACAGAUGGCUUCAGGCGUUUCCUGAGGUCGGCCAAGCACUUCAACUACACUGUAAAAGUGCUCGGCCAAGGCGAGACGUGGAGGGGAGGUGAUUACAUGUCGGCUCCAGGAGGAGGUCAGAAGGUUCGCCUGUUGAAAGAUGCUGUGGUGGAGAUAAAGUCCGAGGACCAGGUCAUCCUUUUUAUCGACAGCUACGACGUGGUUUUUGCCUCGGGUCCUAAAGAGCUUCUCAGGAAGUUCCAGCAGGCCAAACACAAGGUGGUGUUCUCCUCAGAGAGCCUCAUCUGGCCAGACAGACACCUGGAGGACAAGUACCCCCAUGUCAGGGAGGGCAACAGGUUUCUGGGUUCAGGAGGUUUCAUGGGCUACCUUCCCAACAUCAGAGAGAUGGUUGCUAACUGGACGGGAGCAGACAGUGACAGCGACCAGCUCUUCUUCACAAAGCUUUACAUAGAUCCAGCUAGAAGGAAGGCCUUAAACAUCACCCUGGACACAAAGUGCAGGCUGUUCCAGAACCUUCACGGCGCUCUUGAUGAGGUGGUGCUGAAGUUUGAAGAGGGCCAGAAAUGUACAGUAUGACACGCUGUCCUCCAUGGAAACGGACCAACUAAGCUCCAGAUGAACUACCUGGGUAACUACGUCCCCAACUCGUGGACGUUUGAGACCGGUUGCACCGCUUGCCUCGAGAACCUGCGUCCACUCUCAUCCCUGAAGGAAAGUGAGUACCCUCUGGUGGUGAUCGGGAUCUUCAUUCAGCAGCCAACGCCAUUUGUAUCUGUCUUCUUCGAACGUCUUCUGAAGCUCCAGUACCCGAAGAACAGACUCAAGCUCUUCAUUUCCAACCGGGAGCCUCAUCAUGAGCAGCAGGUCAGCUCCUUCCUGCAGAAUCAUGGGAGUCUGUACCAGGAUGUAAAAUCCAUCCGGCCUGAGGAGCAGAUGGAUGGAGCAGAUGCUCGUGACUUGGCCUUUGACAUGUGCCGGAAAGACAAGGAGUGUGAUUAUUUCUUCAACUUGGACAUUGAGGUUGUCCUAAAGAACGAGAACACAUUGAAAAUCUUGAUUAAGCAAAACCUGCCCAUCGUGGCGCCCAUGAUAACUCGAGCGGGCCGACUGUGGAGCAAUUUCUGGGGGGCGCUCAGCGAGGACGGCUACUACGCCCGAUCUGAGGACUACGUGGACGCCCAAGGACGGAGAAUGGGCUUGUGGAAUGUACCGUACAUUUCCAGCGUCUACUUGGUGAAGGCGAGCCUGCUGCAGGCAGAGCUGAAGGACUACCAACUGUUUACCUCAGAGAGCUUAGACCCCGACAUGGCUUUCUGCCACAACGUUCGCAGCCAGGGUGUCUUUAUGUACGUAAACAACUUACACACAUUUGGCCGCAUUCUGUCGACAGAGAAGUACAAGACAGAACAUCUUCACAAUGAUCUGUGGCAGAUCUUUGAAAAUCCUCUGGACUGGCAGGAACGUUACAUCCACGAGAACUACACCCGCAUGAUUAAGGACAAACUGAUAGAAAAUCCAUGUCCAGAUGUUUACUGGUUCCCAGUGUUCACUGAUGUGGCCUGUAACCAUCUCGUUGAAGAAAUGGAACACUUUGGCAAGUGGUCAGGAGGGGGAAAUGUGGACACCAGAAUCCAGGGGGGCUAUGAGAACGUCCCCACCAUCGACAUCCACAUGAACCAGGUCAACUUUGAAAAGGAAUGGCAAAAGUUCUUGCUGGAGUUUGUUGCACCCAUAACAGAGAAAAUGUUCCCUGGGUACUACACCAAGGCUCAGUUUGACUUGGCCUUCAUAGUUAGAUACAAGCCAGACGAGCAGCCCUUUCUGCGGCCGCAUCAUGACGCCUCUACAUUCACUAUAAACAUUGCACUCAAUCAAGCCGGCGUUGACUACCAGGGUGGUGGAUGCCGCUUCCUCCGAUACGACUGCUCCGUCCAGGCUCCCCGCAAAGGCUGGGCCCUCAUGCACCCCGGCCGCCUCACUCACUACCACGAAGGCCUGCCCACCACUGCGGGGGUCCGCUACAUUGCAGUGUCCUUUGUGGAUCCCUGAACUUCACCACAGCAUAUUCCAGACUGUAUGGGACACUGUGACGCCCAAAAAAAAAAUCAGACAUUUUUUAAAAAAUUUUUAUCUUUGUCUCCAAAACAUUUCUAAUUAGUUCAAUCACCGAUACUCUAUGUUGACUGUGAGCUGUAGUUCGUCAUCAUUUACUAACUGAGUUGGGUAAGUUUCAAUUCUAACAUGUGAAAAUACAACAACUUACUGGGAACGUAAAGAAGAUGGGGAUCUAAAGAUUUCUCAAUGAAUCGUGCCUUAUUUGAAGCAGUUUUCCCAGGCUCUCAUGUUUCAUUGAACGCACCAAAGGGGCAAAAUCAUGUUAGUUUGGAAGUGGAGAAUGACAUUUCACCUCAGCUGUGUUCCAGUUAGAGUCCCAGAACUAAACAGAAAAGGAGUGUGAAACCAUCCUCCUGACUCUGAUUGGUUGUUUCUGACCAACUGGCUGUUUUUCUACAGAUGGCAGUAGGACACCAGGGAGGAGAUUUGUUCAGUCUCAUAUCACAACAUAGUGACAGUUUUGGCAGAUGUGUAAAAAGCAAUUUUUUUAAAAUAAAAAUUGCAACUUUUACUGGAUUUGUGGGGAUAAAUAAAGGAAGUUGGUCAAAUACAAAAUUAUUCUUCAAGAGGCUGUCCCUGGUGGUCAACUGAGAUAUUGCAUGUAGGCCUGCGGCAGUAACAAACUUUGCUGGACAACACAUGUCACAGAAAUAAUGGCCAUGAUGGAUAAUAUUUCAUGACCAUAUUCAAGUAAUAUAAUAGUAACAUAAUGUAAGGUCACCCUCUGAAAAACGUGAUACUGCAACCCACAAAAUGUCAUCAUUCCCAGUUCGUCCUCAAAGUAAGUUGUAAAAAUAAAUUGAACAAAUGUUAUGGGUGCACAUGCAUCCUGGGAUUUGUAGGCCACUGUAAUACAGAAGUUUACAAACAGACAUCUGAUUUUAAACUGAAGAUUUAUCAUGGAUUCUCCAGGGACCACCGAGGCUCCAGCUUGGAGUGGAUUUAACGAAUCGUUUUAUUCUCCUUUCAAGUAACUGAUCAUCCUCUCUGACAUCCAGACAUUCAUCUUAGCAGCAACAAUAGCUCACAGCAGGAGGUGAAGUAGGUCGGGGUUUAUGGAUCAGAAUCUCUCAGGAGAAAAUCCUUAGUUUUUAGAUAUAUUUAGUUUGAUGUUAAGCUUUGCUUAAAUCACCAGUGCCUUUUUCUAUAUCCUAGCUGUUUUACUGAAAUACUCCAAAGUAAGUUUAUUUAUUCUUUUUUAAUAUAUACAUGCUAGAUGUGAAACAGCUGGACUACCUGCAGAUGCUUGGAGUCAGAGCUGCAGUAUGGAAAUGAUCUGUAACACCGUUUGUCUCAUUAAGAAGUUGAAUGUGUUUUAUGGGAGAGGUUUGGAGAAAACUACAAUAAAGCGGGGAAGCCAACCAAGAUGUUUCAGGCUCCUCACUUUCCUCUCAAAAGCAUCAACCUUAAAGGAUGAAUGGAGUCAAAUAUUCAUACUGGUGUCAUUUAUACCAACAUCACUACCAUUCAUGUAUCAAGGGGA
Gambusia affinis (western mosquitofish) is the source of this 4035-nucleotide messenger RNA. RefSeq names its product procollagen-lysine,2-oxoglutarate 5-dioxygenase 1-like. The record is from RefSeq and is a predicted model, not a curated record. Gene Ontology annotation, cellular component: endoplasmic reticulum. Gene Ontology annotation, molecular function: L-ascorbic acid binding; procollagen-lysine 5-dioxygenase activity; iron ion binding. The transcript is spliced from 20 exons. Gene Ontology annotation, biological process: peptidyl-lysine hydroxylation. Lineage: Eukaryota; Metazoa; Chordata; Actinopteri; Cyprinodontiformes; Poeciliidae.